Messenger RNA from Cylicocyclus nassatus, 518 nucleotides. NCBI's taxonomy places the organism in Eukaryota, Metazoa, Nematoda, Chromadorea, Rhabditida, Strongylidae. The record is from the annotation of a GenBank genome assembly.
AUGACAUUCUUCGUUCUGCAGCUUGAGGGUGUCGCUAGAACGCAACUCACUCACAUAUACACAGAUGAUUUGAGAGAUAAAUGCAUCAGUGCCUACUUAGACCUCUACGAAUGGAAGACUCUUAUUAUUGAAAUGCACCUUGCUCUCCUUAUAUUACCCGUCUAUAUCGCUAUAUUGGUUCUGAGAAGAAAAACUAUCGUAAGGCUACAUGUUGGAUGGAUGUCUGAGAGGACUUUACGCAUGCAUUCUCAAAUGCUAAAGGCAAUCACCUACCAGGCCUGUCUACCACUGCUUUUGAGCUCCGGUCUUGUCGUUUUCGUUCUGGGACAAUUCUUAGGUCCAAAUCAUCCAAUACUACAGUAUUCGUACAUAGCUGCGGGCCUUACUCCCGUUUUAACCCCUUUAAUAUCUUUAUAUUUCAUCAAACCUUAUCAUGACAGUAUAAAGCAAGUCCUAUUAUGCUAUCCGAAUUAAGAAAAUCGCCGUUUUGCCUGCAAGUUCGAUGUCGAGUAGUGCUC